GAGUGUGUUGUGUCUGCGUGUGAUGCCUUCUUCUUCUUCCUCCUCCUUCAUCCUCGACCCUCUUCCCUCUGCAAAUCGCUGUUUUCGUCUUUCGCUUUCUCUCUCUAGAAACCCUGAAAUCGAUUUCUCUCUCUAGAACUUCACCCCAUUGCGUGGCGCGUUUGGAUCGAACUCGAAGAAGACCCGUUUGAAUUUCGGAAACUGGUGGUUUGCAUUCCGAGCUGCGGAAAUCCACGGCAGGGUGUCAAAACUCUCUCAGGCUCGGUGAAUUCGAGCUGGUUGGCUGAAAUUGUUGGCGAAUUUCUGUUUUCUCGAGGGAACGAUUGUAAUUGGUGGUUGUUUUGGGGUGGAAUUUGGAAUUUGGAAUUUCGGGUUUUGGAGUUGUUUCUCAUGGGGGAAGGUGAGGGGGGUGAUUGCGCUCCGGCGAAUGUGCCGUCGUCAUCGGAGGAGGCGGCGGCGGGAGGGGUGGUGGCGGCGUUGGAUGCUCCGGCGAAGAAGCUUGCGAGGCAGCUGGAUUUCACCGCCUUGUCGGAGCAAUCGCAAUCGCAGCCGCAGGUGGUGCAGCAGCUGCAGAGUGUGGCGCCGCAGCCGGUGACUGUGUUGCCGUCUCCUCCUCCUCCGCCGCCGCAGGCACCUCUCGCUUCGGUGAGAGUUGGGAAACCAGAAUCUCCGAAAUCAAAACCAAGACCUAACUUUGAAAUAAAAGAAGCUACUCCAAAGAAGCAAAAGCAGUGCAAUUGUAAACACUCUAAAUGCUUAAAACUAUAUUGUGAAUGUUUUGCAUCGGGAAUAUAUUGUGAGGGUUGCAACUGUGUAAAUUGUUUCAACAAUGUUGAAAAUGAAGCUGCUAGACGGGAAGCUGUUGAAGCUACUUUGGAGCGUAAUCCAAAUGCAUUUAGGCCCAAAAUUGCAAGCAGCCCUCAUGGAACACGUGAUAGCAAGGAGGAAGCUGGGGAAGGUUUAAUAUUAGUAAAACAUAACAAGGGGUGCCACUGUAAAAAAUCUGGGUGCCUCAAGAAGUACUGUGAAUGCUUCCAAGCCAAUGUUCUUUGCUCUGAAAAUUGUAAAUGCAUGGACUGCAAGAAUUUUGAGGGAAGUGAAGAGAGACAGGCUUUAUUUCAUGGAGAUCAAAAUAACAAUGUGACAUAUAUUCAGCAAGCGGCAAAUGCUGCCAUAACUGGAGCUAUUGGUGCCUCUGGCUUUUCAUCUCCACCAGUAUCUAAGAAAAGAAAAGGUCAGGAACUCUUCUUUUGGCCUACGGUCAAGGAUCCGUCAAUCGGAAAGUUGGGGCAGCAGGUAAACCAUGUCAAAGGUCCAGCACCCUCCCCAUCCUUGUCACCUGCCCCAGGUGCUCGUGCGGGAACUGCAGCACUAGGUCCUUCAAAAUUUACGUACAGGUCUCUCUUAGCAGACAUUAUACAACCACAGCACCUCAAGGAGCUUUGUUCAGUUCUGGUGCUAGUAUCCGGACAAGCUGCAAAAACACUUGCAGACCAGAAAAAUGCAAUGGAAAAGCAUACAGAAGAUCAGAUGGAAACUUCUCUUGCUUUUUCAACUCAAGAGCAAUUACCUAGUCAGAAGGAAGGUGAUGUUCAGAAGGCCAUGGCUGAUGAUUGUUCGAGUGCGAACCAAACAGAGAAAAUCAGUCCAGAUAAUUCCAGUUCAGAUGGUGCUGAUGUCCCGAAAGGGAGACCAAUGUCUCCUGGGACUUUAGCCUUGAUGUGUGAUGAGCAAGAUACAAUGUUCAUGACAGCUUCCUCCCCCGUUGGGCCAGCUACCCAUGCUUGCAACACAUCUUCACAGUUUCCUUAUGGACAAGGAAUGACAGAGGUCUAUGCUGAGCAAGAAAGGAUUGUAUUAACAAGGUUUAGAGAUUUUCUCAAUAGGGUUAUCACCAUGGGAGAAAUAAAUGAAACAAAGUGUUCGUCAUUGGCUAGAAGUGAACUAGAAAAUCAGAAUGACCCGAGCAGCAAUGGCAUUGGAAAUACCAGUACUGAGAUAGUGCAUCAGCAGGGAGCCACUAGCAAUGGGGUUCCUAAAGCUGUUGUUCCACCCGUGGCCACAACUUCAGCAUCUAUGAUCCCUGAAAAUGUUGUUACUGAGAAUGGGGAAGCAAAGAUGAAGACAGAAAAAGAGAACUAACUUAGGAGGAUUUGCAGAGAUAAAUGACAAGAAUGCCUUAAACUUAAAGGUAUGCUUGAACUUCUCUGUAAUGUAAUAUUAUUAUAAAACGUUGCCGUUCUUCAUUUUCUGUCUUCUCCUCUAUUUAUAAGGUCUGUGAAGCAUUCAGACCCCACCAUUAUCAAUUUUUCCUUUUAUUUAUCAAUUUUCUUUUUCUAGUUUGGCCAUUCAUACAUAUUUAAAUUAAUUUCCAGCUUCAACAUUGCUUUGUAGCGAUGCUUGUAAAUUGCUGAGUUGUAAUUCCAUAAAAUAUAUGCUUCAAUUUUUGCGUUCCAAGAUUUUCAUAGCUUGUAAUUUAGAUUAGUUUUCUUAUUUA
Lotus japonicus is the source of this 2497-nucleotide messenger RNA. RefSeq names its product protein tesmin/TSO1-like CXC 5. The record is from RefSeq and is a predicted model, not a curated record. Gene Ontology annotation, cellular component: nucleus. Lineage: Eukaryota; Viridiplantae; Streptophyta; Magnoliopsida; Fabales; Fabaceae. Gene Ontology annotation, biological process: regulation of DNA-templated transcription. The transcript has 8 exons. Bases 391 to 2142 code for a protein of 583 amino acids.